Fomitopsis serialis is the source of this 2917-nucleotide messenger RNA. RefSeq lists its product as uncharacterized. Gene Ontology annotation, biological process: signal transduction; regulation of GTPase activity. NCBI's taxonomy places the organism in Eukaryota, Fungi, Basidiomycota, Agaricomycetes, Polyporales, Fomitopsidaceae. Gene Ontology annotation, cellular component: cytoplasm. Bases 119 to 2875 code for a protein of 918 amino acids. The transcript has 14 exons. The record is from RefSeq and is a predicted model, not a curated record.
GGGUGCCAUAUAUGGUGCACGUGGUCGUUCUCCCGUUCCAGUUUCGCGUCUGUGUGCUUCCUCCCCAUCCCCUCCACAGUCUGUCCUCGAGUUCUUCGUGCUUGACUGGUCCAGCUCUAUGUCUUCGUCACAAGAGAGCCAGCCUUCUAGCCGUCAGUCCACGUCUGACCCACCUCAGCAAGACGCGAUAACGCUCUUCGACCUCCAUCUCAGGUUCCUGUCCGAGUCAUACCUCAGCUUCUUUCUGGAACGGUACGCCCGCAAGUCUUCUUCCAAUCAGGUUUACCUCAGACAUCGUAUGACUUGUAGCCGGAGAAUCGAGGAGCAUUAUGUGGAGGCGUUGCUUCGGCUACACCGGAAAGUCAAGGCUGCAGAUACAGUAUUGGACGACCCGGGUCGUGGCGACGUCAGCACGACGAGGGCUGCCUGGAACGAGAUCAGGGAUAACGUGGCGAGAGAGGCCGAUACGCGUGUGGCGUUUCUUGGUGCUCUGACUGGGGAUGUCAUCAACCCUCUCAUAGUACUUAGGGAAACCCAAGACCGUAUUCGCAAGCGGAUCAAGGAGGACCUAAAGGACGCAGUGGCUGCACAUACAGACUACUCUGAGAAUGUGCUGCCGCGUUAUAAACGCAACUAUCUCAGGAAGUGUCAGGAAGCAGAGGAAUACAAGGCCGCCAUCACACUAAAUACCCAAUCCCCUCUCUCACCCAACGAGGGGCACUUCGCCAUACCCCCACAAUCCGCAGGUGCCAAACCGAACCCCGGCCUCUCGGCGCGCCCCGCGAUCAUCACCGCCCCGCAGCCUCUCCGUCCCCUUGACCGCCGACCGUCAGUCGGCGGAACGUCAAACCAUGUCCGCUCGCCCUCCACGAGCACGUCAUCAGCGCUACAGGACCUGGCCCACCAAGGAAAGAAGCAGCUCAACCAGCUCAUGACCUUCCUGGACACGGGCGGUAACAUGAAGGACCUCGCGGGACGGUCGGACAAUGCGCUCAGGAGUGUGAGAGCAAAGCGCGAAGCGGACGAAGCAGACAAGGAAUAUCGGAAGGGCGUGCACUGGCUGGAGACGCUACGUCUUCGGAGAGUCAAGAUUCUCGAGUCUGGAUACAAGAGCUUGGAAGCGUUCGUUCGCGAGAAUGCGGAGACAGUGAAGUCCGUGCUGCAGAAAUACACUGACAACAUGGUUGCCACCUGCGCCACGCAGUCGCAGAUCUGCGAGCACGGCAGACGCUCAGUCGCGCGGAUAUCUUCAGCACGAGACAGCGCCAUCGUCGGAUACAACAUACCUCGCCAACUCGCGGCGGCUAUCCCCAAGCCUGCAUAUUAUUACAACUACAAUGUCGGGGAAUGCAAAGACCUGAUUUUCGGCGUAAGCUUGGUUGAUUAUGCCACAGCGAGGAACCUGCAUGGCGCCGAAGGUGAACAAGGGGUGCCGAAGAUCGUGCGGAUCUGUGUGAAGGAGAUCGACAAGAGAGGAGUGGAAUGCGAAGGGAUCUAUCGGGUAUCUGGGAAACAUGCGAGUGUGCGGGAGCUUCAGCACAAGGUCGAGCGCAAUGAAGCGGCCUUCCAGUUCAACCCUGCCGUCGACGAUAUAUAUGCCGUGGCGUCCCUUCUGAAGUUGUAUCUCCGCGAGCUUCCAGAGCCUCUCUUCCGCUUCCCAUUACAGGAGCGACUGGCUCACAGUGAGGAGCUAGACGAGCACCGAGGAAACGACUUUCAGCUUAUCCGAGGCAAGAUCCGCAGGUUACCUACGGUCCACCAAUCGACGUUGAAGGUCCUCGUCGAGCACCUCGCACGAAUCGCCGCUCAUGCGGAGAAGAACAAGAUGGACGCGAAGAACCUUGCGAUCGUCUUCGGUGCUGUCAUAUUCGGCGAAGAUGAGAUGCCCAAGUCCGGCGGCGAUCUGCUCACCGUGCACUCGUGGAAGGAUACGUUGUGUGAAGACCUCAUCAGUAAUGCACACAUUCUGUUCCAAUCUACCGACUCGCCUCAACUCCUCUCCAUCGUUCCGGACCCUUCGAACGCACCGUCUCCCAUUUCACCAACCGCAUCAGGAUCACCUCGAGCCAGAGCGACGUCACAAGCAUCUAUUCUGGGCCCGAUGGGGCCACCAGCCCUUCCAUCCGGCUCCCUAUCACGCAGCCCGAGACUUGGACGCUCUCCAUCACUCCCUCCACAACGCUCACCUCCAUACACUCCGGGGAUCGCUAGUCCGCGGGCGACUCCACCAGAGGACUUCACACCACAGCUUCCGCCACGCCCGACAGGGAGCAUCCAUCCGUCGCAACGGUCUGCGGGUCUACCGCCGCCUGCCCCGCUCGUGCCGAUGUCGCAGCGGCCGAAUCGCCAAUCGCUCCCUGUUCGGCCACGGUCACCGAUGCCGGAUUCUCCCCCUGGCUUAUCGAGGUCACGCGAUGUCAGCAGAGAGCGACGCACGCAGAAGACAACACCGCGGCUGCAGCAGCGCGAGCUGGAUGGAGCAGAAGAGCCAGCUUCGCCGCGCAGAGAGCGACUGCUUACGCCGCAUCUACCACCUCGUCCGCUGUCCCCUGCGGUGUCCACUCGGACGGGCGAGUCGAGCAUUCAGGAGGAGCAGGAACCCGAAGUGCAUGAACAGCUGCAUCUUGCACCGUGGGGGAGCAACCUCGACUUGCACGAGCUUGGAGAUCGCCCGCCCUCGGCUUCGGCAUCGCCCAGGAGUCAAUUUGCGACCAUGAGGCCGGACUCUAGGCAGUCUGCCCGAAGAUCACUCUCAGGUCCGUUAGCAGAGCCGCAAAGGUCGCCGGCACUAGUACAGCAAGCUCUACCCGAUACCCAGGACAGUGAUACAGCGCGGCGCACCGAGAUCACCAGCGAAAUGCGUACCGUGGAGUGAACAAUAUGUUUUGAUGUGCGGUGGUUUGUAGAAGUAUCUUUG